Drosophila eugracilis is the source of this 871-nucleotide messenger RNA. RefSeq names its product mesencephalic astrocyte-derived neurotrophic factor homolog (gene Manf). Gene Ontology annotation, cellular component: endoplasmic reticulum. Gene Ontology annotation, biological process: neuron projection development; dopaminergic neuron differentiation. Lineage: Eukaryota; Metazoa; Arthropoda; Insecta; Diptera; Drosophilidae. The record is from RefSeq and is a predicted model, not a curated record. Bases 119 to 640 code for a protein of 173 amino acids. The transcript is spliced from 4 exons.
ACACCCACCUCUACGGCCACCUAACGCUAACAAUUCGGGGGAACAAAAUCAAAAACGCAGGCGGAGAAUUCAGUUUAGUUAAUUAAAAUCAGCUCAAGCACACUUAAGUUACAACAAAAUGAAUACGUGGUACAUGAUAGUAGUGAUCGGAUUCCUGGCAGGAUUGGCCACGACAACGUUAGCCCUGAAAGAAGAGGACUGCGAAGUUUGUGUGAAGACGGUGCGACGGUUCGCUGACUCUUUGGACGAUGCCACCAAAAAGGACUACAAACAGAUCGAAACGGCCUUCAAGAAGUUCUGCAAGGCGCAGAAAAACAAGGAACACAGAUUCUGCUAUUACCUUGGAGGUCUGGAAGAAUCAGCCACGGGCAUCCUUAACGAACUGAGCAAACCCCUGAGUUGGUCCAUGCCCGCUGAGAAGAUCUGUGAGAAGCUGAAGAAGAAGGAUGCGCAAAUCUGUGAUCUUCGUUAUGAGAAACAAAUCGAUCUGAAAAGCGUGGACCUGAAGAAACUGAAGGUCCGUGACCUGAAGAAAAUCCUCAACGACUGGGAUGAGAGCUGUGAAGGUUGCCUGGAGAAGGGGGACUUCAUCAAGCGCAUCGAAGAGCUGAAGCCGAAGUACUCGCACGGCGAGCUGUAGAGCUCAAUCUAGUUACUUGUGUAGUUACAUGCAACACGCCCACUUAGCUAAAACAACAACCACAUGAAACGCCCCCCUACACAUCCAUAUUUUUAGUUAAUUUACAAUUUUGAUAGACUUUGAGAGAAUUGAUAUAUUUAACUAUAUAUACCUAAAGAAAACAAAUAUAUUUUGAAAUAAAAAAACAAGAAACACACAGAACCUCGUGCUCUCAAACGGUUGAUAACUAAA